GAAUGACGCAUGUAGAAAGGAAUGACGGGAAAACUAUUGUAUGCGUGAAUGUAUCAGUCUCAUUAGCCUCGCUUUAUCACUACACAAGAACAAUUACAGUUUACAAUUAAAAAUAAAAUUAGAAAUGGCGGGAAGCGCUGGAGAAUGGUGUCUUAUGGAAAGUGACCCGGGAGUUUUUACAGAGCUGAUCAAAGGAUUUGGGUGCAAAGGUGCACAGGUCGAAGAGAUAUGGAGCAUGGAACCAGAGAACUUUGAAAAUCUCAAGCCUGUUCAUGGUCUGAUUUUCCUCUUCAAGUGGCAACCGGGCGAGGAGCCAGCAGGGUCAAUAGUUCAAGACUCAAGGCUGGAUCAAAUUUUCUUUGCCAAGCAGGUUAUCAAUAAUGCCUGCGCAACCCAAGCAAUCGUCAGCGUGUUGUUAAACUGCACACAUCCUGAUAUGCAUCUUGGGGAAACGCUGACAGAAUUUAAAGAGUUUUCACACAGUUUCGAUGCUGCAAUGAAGGGUCUUGCUCUCAGUAACUCUGAAGUGAUUCGACAAGUUCACAACAGCUUUGCCAGACAGCAGAUGUUUGAGUUUGACGCUAAGUCAUCGUCUAAAGAAGAAGAUGCUUUUCACUUUGUGAGCUAUGUUCCUGUUGAUGGCAGACUGUAUGAGUUGGAUGGGCUUCGUGAAGGACCCAUUGAUCUAGGUGCAUGUAACCAGGAUGAUUGGAUCAGUGUUGUACGGCCGGUCAUUGAGAAAAGGAUACAGAAAUACAGUGAGGGAGAGAUUCGUUUCAACUUGAUGGCUAUUGUAUCGGACCGCAAGAUGAUUUAUGAAAAAAAGAUUGUUGAACUUCAGGCUCAGCUUACAGAAGAAGAGCCAAUGGACACAGACCAGAGUGGAAAUCAUCUUAGCUCCAUCCAAUCAGAGAUCGCCAAAUAUCAGCUCCUGAUUGACGAAGAGAACCAAAAGCUUAAAAGAUACAAAAUUGAAAACAUCAGAAGGAAGCACAACUACUUGCCCUUUAUUAUGGAGUUACUGAAGACAUUGGCUGAAUAUCAGCAGCUGAUACCUUUAGUUGAAAAGGCAAAGGAAAAACAAAGUGCUAAAAAAGUACAAGAAGCGAAGUAACAACAUUGUUAGACCCUGUUUAAUUUUUGCCAUGGAAUCACUUGAUGUGCACUUGUCAUCCUGUAUCUCAUAGAAGGAGCAUCUGGAAGUGAAGUCGAGCACUGUGCUUGCUGUCAUUUCCUUCACGUCUGUGUAUGCAUGCAAAGAGAUGUUUAAAUAAUGUCUUAUUUUCAUAUAAAUUUCAUUUGUUCAGUA
Messenger RNA from Myxocyprinus asiaticus (Chinese sucker), 1309 nucleotides. RefSeq names its product ubiquitin carboxyl-terminal hydrolase isozyme L5. NCBI's taxonomy places the organism in Eukaryota, Metazoa, Chordata, Actinopteri, Cypriniformes, Catostomidae. The record is from RefSeq and is a predicted model, not a curated record. The coding region runs from base 41 to 1114 and encodes 357 amino acids. Gene Ontology annotation, biological process: ubiquitin-dependent protein catabolic process; protein deubiquitination. Gene Ontology annotation, molecular function: proteasome binding; cysteine-type deubiquitinase activity. The transcript has 11 exons. Gene Ontology annotation, cellular component: Ino80 complex; cytoplasm.